Molecule: messenger RNA, 588 nt
Organism: Pristis pectinata (smalltooth sawfish)
Lineage: Eukaryota; Metazoa; Chordata; Chondrichthyes; Rhinopristiformes; Pristidae
Gene: glrx
Product: glutaredoxin (thioltransferase)
Exons: 3
Coding region: 71-394 (107 amino acids)
Source: RefSeq, a predicted model, not a curated record
AAAGGCUGGAGGAGGGAGGGAAGGCGCUUGUGCCCGGUGCUGAGUCACUGAAGUGACAGCAGAAGAGAACAUGGCUCAGGAGUACGUGGACAAAAAAAUCCAGCCGGACAAAGUGGUUCUUUUCGUCAGAGGGUCUUGUCCUUACUGUGUACUGGCCAAGAAUGUGCUGGAAAAUUUUGAUUUCAAGCAAGACAGGCUGCAGAUCUACGACAUUACAGACCAUCCCGAGAUGAGAGAGAUCCAAAACUACUUGGAAAAUAUAACGGGAGCCAGGACGGUGCCUCGAGUAUUCAUUGGGACUGAGUGUGUGGGAGGUGGUUCAGAUGUAAAGCAGCUGCAUGACACUGGAGUGCUGAAAGAGAAGCUGAUUGCCAUUGGUGCCAUAUCAUCCUAGGUAAGCCUCAAUAGGUAUCCAAGGACAGUUCAACAAACUAUUACAUGAGAAUACAACGAGAUCUCCCCGAGUGAACAUGGUGUCUGUAUUCGGUCAAUUCCUGCAAGUAAGAACUUGAGGGCCAUCUGUGACUUUCCACAAAUGCUUGUUCUUCGUCUGCACAUAAAUGUAAUAAAGAAUAACAGAAUUAACAA